Messenger RNA from Acanthosepion pharaonis, 912 nucleotides. The record is from the annotation of a GenBank genome assembly. NCBI's taxonomy places the organism in Eukaryota, Metazoa, Mollusca, Cephalopoda, Sepiida, Sepiidae.
AUGGUACACUCGGGCCUCCCUUCCAUCUUUCCUAUUCGCCUCCAUUCUGGACCACUGAGAGGCGAGGGCCAGCAACGGGGGUUCCUUAUUUCUUCGGGGUCCCAUUUCUCGUCUGGGGGCCCUUCUGGCUGGGAUGGGGUUUGGAUGAUAGCGCCCUUCUGCUCUAUCCCUCUGUCUCUCCAUUUCAUUCCUAUCCUGGCCGGUUCGUCCUGGGGGACUCCCUCCCCUGUGGGGGGGGGCAGGCUCGCCCCAUGUGGCCUGCGCAAUCGGUCUUGCUCGGACUGGGGCCACCCUGCCUCCUACUCCUUCACGGGAGACUCAACGGCGUUUCCUGGGCUCUUUGCUUUCCUGGUGGGUGGUAACAGGACGUUAGUUCGCUUAAUGCCUAAUUUACGGUCCCCUGCCGCCGUACACCACCGAGCUUUAUGUCCGUAUUCACCACAGUCUCCUCCCCAAUUGGUUGGACAGUCUCGAGCCCUGUGUCCUGCGUAUUUACACGUCCAGCACACUAGCCAAUUCUCGUUUAUUCGGAACUGUCUCCAAUUCCCAAUUUUCCUCUACUUCUUCUUCCGGGUCUCUCUUCUUCGUUUUCUUGUUCUCUCUUCUUCCUCUCCCUCUCUCUCUUUUUCUUUUCCCGAGCCUUUCCGACCGAUAGUUUGUAACUACAGUCUUUUUAUUCGUACUAAGCUUUCAGUCCUUUUUUUUUUUUUUGUACAGGAAAUUGUGCUCUUCUCUCUCCGCGUCCCUGGCAAAUCCACGGGUCGGAAUCCUGGCACAAGGCACCAAUUCUUACGUAAUAACCCUGCCUGUUGCAGUUCUGUCCUGUCUCCCCUGUGGUUCUGGCCGAAAAAGAAAUCCACUCGAUCUUCCUCCGGUGAACUGAAGGAACAACCACUAUUCGCCACGUUGUGA